CAUCCAUUAUAUUAUUAUAAUAUACAGUCUCACAAUUUCCUCCACGUAGCUGAGUCUUUAGAUAAACAAUAUCUAUAUAUACCCUUCCUGAGCUGUCCUACAUUACAUUAUCACUACUCUUAUCUUAGGGCACCAUUCCUCUUGUUUACAUACAGCCGCCAGACGUCAGAAGAGGGAUCUUCGCAAUUACCAAAUCUUCUUUCUCUGUCUCUCUAAUAUCUUUUCAAGCUGAAACCGAUCAAGCAACCAGAGAUCGAAAUGGACCUCUACCUCAGUUCCUUACUCUGCCUCAUCCUAACCCUGAUCACCAUCCUCUAUUUCCAGACCAGAAAACCAUACAAAACACGGCCCAAACUCCCGCCGGGCCCGGCCAGGCUUCCAAUAAUAGGCAACCUCCACAAUCUGGGCGACCAGCCCCACAAAUCACUAGCCGAUCUAGCCAAGAUCCACGGGCCCUUGAUGAGCCUGAAACUCGGCCAGGUGACCACCAUAGUCGCUUCCUCCCCUGCCGUAGCCAGAGAGAUCCUCCAAAAGCACGACCAUGUCCUCUCGAACCGCCACCUCGGCCUCGCCAUACAGGCCCACGACCACCACCGGUUCGGCAUGCCGUGGCUCCCCGUGGAAUCCGAGUGGAGGAACCUCAGAAAGGUCUGCAACUCCUACAUCUUCACUACCCAGAAGCUGGAUUCCAACCAGGAGCUUCGUAGGAAGAAGAUCGAAGAGCUCCUUGAAGGUGUUCGACGAAAUGCGCGAGAGGGAAAGGCGGUGGAUAUCGGGAGAGAAGCGUUCAGGGCAAGUCUGAAUGCGCUGUCGUCGACGAUUCUGUCGCUGGAUCUGGCGGACGAUGAGGGAUCGGAGACGGCCAGGGAGUUUAAGGAGGUUGCCAGGGGGAUUAUGGACGAGGUAGGGAAGCCCAAUUUGGGUGACUAUUACCCUGUUCUUGCGAAGAUGGACUUGCAGGGGAUACAGAGGCGGAUGAGGACUCACUUUGGGAAAGUUUUGGAGCUGUUUGGUUCGGUGAUCGACGAUCGGUUGGAGAAACUGAAGUCGGAGAGCUACGUCUCCGGCAACGACAUGCUCGACACGCUGCUGGCUAUUGGAGAUGAUCGAAACCGCGAGGCUGCUAUGGAUCCACUUCGCAUCAAACACUUGUUUUUGGAUCUAUUCGUAGCUGGAACAGAUACGACUUCGAGCACGUUGGAAUGGGCAAUGACAGAAUUGCUUCGCAAUCCCAACAUACUCGCUAAAGCUAAGGAAGAACUAGACCAAAAGAUCGGAAGUGGUAAUCAUCUUCGAGAGUCAGACAUCUCUCGAUUACCCUAUCUUCAGUCUAUAAUCAAAGAGACCUUCAGGUUACACCCCGCGAUUCCUCUGCUACUCCCUCGCAAGGCGGGAGCAGAUGUGGAAAUAUGUGGCUUUGUUGUGCCAAAGGGAUCGCAAAUCAUGGUCAAUGCAUGGGCUAUAGGUCGGGAUCCGGCUACAUGGAACAAUCCCAACUCGUUUGUGCCGGAAAGGUUUGUGGGAUCAGACGUUGACCCCAAGGGGAAUAGCUUCGAGUUGAUCCCAUUUGGUGCUGGUAGAAGAAUAUGUCCUGGAUUACCAUUGGUAAUGAGGAUGUUGCACAUGAUGCUUGGUUCUUUGAUUCAUUGGUUUGAUUGGAAGCUGGGGGAUGGAGUUGAGCCAAAGAACUUGGAUAUGGAAGAGAAGUUUGGGAUCACUUUGCAGAAGGCCAAACCUUUGCUUGUUGUUCCAAUACCCAGAUAGAGCAUGAGCUAGCCCUCUUUUCUCGACAACUAUAAAAGUACUUCUCUUGUCGUGUAUUGUUUUAUGAAGUUUUACUUGUUGGAUUUCAGAUGGAACAUAAAGCUAUAUUUUGAUUUGAAGAGGAUCUUGGUUAUUGUAUUUGUAAUCAUGCAAUCAAACAACAUAUGAGUUAUUGUUUUCUUUUUUCCCACAAAAAGAGUGUUGAAAUGAAG
Molecule: messenger RNA, 1976 nt
Organism: Linum tenue
Lineage: Eukaryota; Viridiplantae; Streptophyta; Magnoliopsida; Malpighiales; Linaceae
Source: the annotation of a GenBank genome assembly